Molecule: messenger RNA, 900 nt
Organism: Chinchilla lanigera (long-tailed chinchilla)
Lineage: Eukaryota; Metazoa; Chordata; Mammalia; Rodentia; Chinchillidae
Product: voltage-dependent P/Q-type calcium channel subunit alpha-1A-like
Biological process (GO): chemical synaptic transmission; calcium ion import across plasma membrane
Cellular component (GO): neuronal cell body; voltage-gated calcium channel complex; membrane
Molecular function (GO): high voltage-gated calcium channel activity
Source: RefSeq, a predicted model, not a curated record
AGAGAACCAAGGCUCUGGGGUGCCCGUGUCUGGCCCCAACCUGUCGACCACGCGGCCCAUCCAGCAGGACCUGGGCCGCCAGGACCCGCCGCUGGCCGAGGACAUCGACAACAUGAGGAACAACAAGCUGGCCACCGGAGAGGCGGCGGGGCCCCACAACAGCCUGGGCCCCCCGGGGCUUCCCCAGAGCCCGGCCAAGACGGGGACCAGCGCGGACCCCGGCCACAUGCCCAAUGCGCCCACCAUGGCCACCAACCCCCAGAACUCUGCCAGCCGCCGGACACCCAACAACCCGGGGAACCCCGCCAACCCCGGGCCCCCCAAGACCCCCGAGAACAGCCUUAUCGUCACCAACCCCAGCAGCACCCAGAGCAACUCAGCCAAGACUGCCAGGAAGCCCGACCACACCGCAGUGGACAUGGCCCCCGCCUGCCCGCCGCCCCUCGACCACACGGUAGUGCAAGUGAAUAAAAAUGCCAACCCAGACCCACUGCCAAAAAAAGAGGAGGAGAAGAAGGAGGAGGAGGAGGACGAUGCCGGUGAAGAUGGCCCCAAGCCCAUGCCGCCCUACAGCUCCAUGUUCAUCCUGUCCACCACCAACCCCCUCCGCCGCUUGUGCCAUUACAUCCUGAACCUGCGCUACUUCGAGAUGUGCAUCCUCAUGGUCAUCGCCAUGAGCAGCAUCGCGCUGGCCGCUGAGGACCCCGUGCAGCCCAACGCACCACGCAACAACGUGCUGCGGUACUUUGAUUAUGUUUUCACCGGAGUCUUUACCUUUGAGAUGGUCAUCAAGAUGAUCGACCUGGGGCUCGUCCUGCACCAGGGGGCCUACUUCCGCGACCUCUGGAACAUCCUGGACUUCAUAGUGGUCAGUGGGGCCCUGGUGGCCUUUGCCUUCAC